Acanthosepion pharaonis is the source of this 990-nucleotide messenger RNA. Lineage: Eukaryota; Metazoa; Mollusca; Cephalopoda; Sepiida; Sepiidae. The record is from the annotation of a GenBank genome assembly.
AUGUUUUUUACUUUCUUUCAUUAUGCUCUCUUCUUUCUUUCUUUCUUUCUUUCUUUCUUUCUUUCUUUCUUUCUUUCUUUCUUUCUUUCUUUCUUUCUUUUCAAGCUUUUUUUUCUUUCUUUCUUUGAUCCCAUGUUUUUUACUUUCUUUCAUUAUUCUUUCUUCUUUCUUUCUUUCUUUUUUCUUUCUUUCUUUCUUUUUCUUUCUUUCUUUCUUUCUUUAAUACACCAAGCCUCUUCUUUUCUUUCUUUGAUCCCAUGUUUUUUACUUUCUUUCAUUAUGCUCUCUUCUUUCUUUCUUUCUUUCUUUUUUCUUUCUUUCUUUCUUUCUUUUCUCAGCCAAGCCUUUUUCUUUCUUUCUUUCUUUCCCAUUUUUUUACUUUCUUUCAAUUUCUCUUUUCUUUCUUUUUUUCUUUCUUUUUCUUUCUUUCUUUCUUUCUUUUUCUUUCUUUCUUUCUUUCUUUACACCAUUCUUUCUUUCUUUCUUUCUUUGAUCCCUCUUUUUUCUUUCUUUCAUUAUUCUCUCUUCUUUCUUUCUUUCUUUCUUUCUUUCUUUUUUCUGCUUUCUUUCUUUCUUUCUUUCUUUGAUCCUUUGUUUUUUUCUUUCUUUUCUUUCUUUCUUUUCUUUCUUUCUUUCUUUCUUUCUUUCUUUUCUUUUCUUUCUUUCCAAGCCUUUCUUUCUUUCUUUUCCCAUGUUUUUUUACUUUCUUUUCAUUUUGCUUUCUUUCUUCUUUCUUUUUUUCUUUCUUUUUUUUAUGCUUUCUUUCUUUCUUUCUUUUUCAUGUUUUUUUCUUUCUUUCAUUUUCUUUCUUUUUUUCUUUCUUUCUUUCUUUCUUUCUUUCUUUCUUUCUUUACACCAAGCCUCUUUCUUUCUUUCUUUGAUCCCAUGUUUUUUACUUUCUUUCAUUAUGCUUUCUUCUUUCUUUUCUUUCUUUCUUUCUUUCUUUCUUUCUUUCUUUCUCUUUACACCAAGCCCUCUUUCUUUCUUUGA